Molecule: messenger RNA, 1414 nt
Organism: Drosophila yakuba
Lineage: Eukaryota; Metazoa; Arthropoda; Insecta; Diptera; Drosophilidae
Exons: 1
Coding region: 970-1413 (147 amino acids)
Source: RefSeq, a predicted model, not a curated record
UUGUAUAUUACAUUUGGCAUUACGCAUACGCCCCAUUGGCGAUGCAGCAGUUAGCGUAUCACUAUUUGCUUAAUGCUUCCGAAAAUAGAAUCUUAAUUACACUCGCCAACUGCAAUUGGCAAAAUGAUUGUCUCCCCGCUGCUGGGGAUCGAUUUAUCGAUUUUUACUUAAGGCGGGGAUAGCGCCAAUGUCCUGUCUUCUGAAUUAUUCAAGCGAAUGUUUAAAGCUCGUUACGUCAUUCGAAGUCCAAGUCCAAGAUAAAAUGACGACAAAAUCGAAAGGGGAAAAAAAUAAGUUGGCAGUUUUAUGUAUGGUGCUUCUUUAUUUUAUAUUUUAACAAUUGUAAUUUAAUUUUCUUUUAAAUACGAAGGGGAAAAAUGGUAUUCAGUAUGAAAAACAUUAAUCCGCUUCUAAAAACUGCAAGAACUGCAAAAAUUCGUUUAAUUCAAUAUAUAAAGCAAACACACGCAGCAUAGCCAUUUUUGUAACCUGUUCCCAUUCCCCCGAUGCAAUUGUUUUAAAUGUCGAACAUUUCGCAUAAAAAGGAGAACCCCGAAACCAAUCAAUAUCUGCAGCUCUUUCCAAUCUGUUUGAGUGUCGAUUCAGUGCCACAAAAUUACAAAAACCUGAAGUGGAUUCACGGCAGAGAAGGGGUCGCGAAUAAUUUGAUUUAGCUAUUGUGUGCUUCAACCAUAAAAACUGAGAACCAUAUCGCUAUUCUACACAUUCAGCGCCAUAACGAAAUGACUGCGAUAAUCGUUAUGGGUUUUUAAAUAUUUUUUAUUUGGGUCGAGCAGCUUUCAGUGAAUGCUCAGUUAAUUUAGUUAUAAUCCAAUGAUUGACCUCAGCAUAUCUACCACAUUAUUUGUUACGCUUUGCUUGAUUACAAUGGGAUCAAAGGCGAAAGUAAGGUGUUGUUUACCAUUUUAGAUUGAAUCAAUGUACAAUAUUAUUUUUUAGGAGCAGAAAAUGAAAGCCGUGUGCUUAGGCUUGGAACUAAAAUACAAUAGAACAAUGGUGGAAUACUUUGGUUUGGUUCCAGGACAAUCCCAGAUGAUGAUGAUAAACUCGACGAAGCUGUUUAAAAACAUGUUUUUGGACAGCCGAAUUGAGAACGCAAACUCAAACAGAACUAUUUAUAAUAUCAAAAACUUAUCCAUUUGUGGCUUUUUAAAUAAUCGCUUGAUGUCUAAGGUUUUUUCGGCGAUCUAUGAAGGAUUUGUUGGUAAUUCCACGGUUUUUAGAUGCCCAGUCCAGCCAGGUGUAUACUACCUAAGCAAUAGUGUCAGAGAAGUCGAGGUGCCCAUGAUUCAUCCACCUGGAAUGUUUCGGUUGACUGUCAGACUAAAGGCUGAAAAGGAUGGCAAUUUGCUCACAGAGCUCAUCUGGCGUUAUCGUGUUAGGCGCAUAUGAA